UGGAUGAAGACUCGCUGCGGAGGCUCUGCCUUUGCCGGUGCCUGCCUGCCCAACUACCUGUUGAGCACUUGUGCAGUCGCAACUCGGCCGCUCACACGACCGCAGCACCUGCAGCCCUAGUCAGAGGGAACACGAGGCGCUGCGCCCAUCAGUAUAAAGAAGUCCACCCACAUGCUUGACUCUACACUCUGAUCACCACAAGAAGAGCUUCAGCAGUCUUGGACUCAUCCAGCCACUGACACUCAACUCUGCUGGACCCACGUGCUUUUUUUAUUUGACUGCACCAUGACGGAGGAAGCCCCGCCGCCCAAGAGACGCGGCUCGCUGCUCUCCGCCUGGACUUUCGGCGCCGCGCUGCUGUUGGCGACGACGUCGAUCGGCGCCGCGGGCUCACCCCUCGGACCUCCUCAUCCUGCCGUGAUGCCAGGUAACUUCGCGAGAAACAUUCGCAACCUGGAGUGCGUCUCCCGCAAGACUCAGGAAAAGGGCACAUGCAUGUUCGCACUAUCCUGUCUUAAAAUGAAUGGCACGCAUUUGGGUGUUUGCGUGGAUCGCUUUUACUACGGCAGUUGCUGCAAACUGCCAGACUUGCAACAGGAAGUUGACCUCGGUGGUGGGGACACCAAUGACAUCACUUUGGUCGGCAUCAAAAAGCCGGUGACCGCCGCCAGCGUAGCUGAAACCACUACCCCCAUCCCCACCCAAAAACCCGUGACAACCCUCUCCACCACCCUCAAACCCCAAAAACCAGUGACCACAGCGACCACCCCCGUCAAGAAACCCGUCACUCCUGCUACUACUGCGGCCACUACUAAAAAGCCAGUGACCUCACCGAGCAAACCAGUGACAAUUGCUGCAACCACAAAACCACCCCAAAAGCCCACCCCCACAUCUCCUCCUAGAAAACCCGAGCCCACAACUGCCAAACCUUUAACCGCAAAACCCACCCCCGUGGCCCCAACCAAACCGACCACCAUUGUUGCCAAGCCGACAACUGUGGUGACCAAACCAACCCCUGUAGCCACAAAACCAACGACCGCCGCCACCAAACCGCCUUCGAAACCACCCUCAUUGGCCACUAAACCGACCACCGUCGCCUCAAAACCCACCGCCAGCACCGCAGCGACCAAACCACCCUCAUUGGCCACAAAGCCCACGUCAAAACCCUCUUCGCCGGCCAAACCAACUCAGAAACCCCUGUCCAGUGCCAAACCGACCUCAGCGACCUCAAAACCGACCUCCCCUACGGUCAGCAAUGAGGUCACCACCAGCAAGCCCGCGACUACCCCUGUGCCGAAACCGAUUAUUGAAGCUGUGGAGGAAGAGACAAAUUCCGUAUCCGGAAGUCAAAAACCGACCUCGGCCAGACCGACCCCUCCAACCUUCCCCUCAUCGACGGUCACUGUCUCGAAGCCAGCACCCACUCAGAGACCAACGCCUCCCACAUUCCCGUCUAGCUCUGCAAAGCCAACGGUGACCUUGACUCAAAAACCUUUGGUCACCAUAACCGAGAAGCCUUCCGAGUCCACGACGAAGAGGCCAGCGGAGAAACCUCAAAAUGUGACUGAUGAGAAUUGGGUGCAGAUUGAACUCUCGACCACUUCUCCGGCGUCUGUUGCCACAAAGCCGACGGCCUCUUACCCUGACGGCAGUUUGUUCACCGAGGAAAUUCCACCCAGCGUCAGCCGACCCACCCCGCCAACGUUCCCUCCAAGACCUUCCACCACGGAAGGCACAACAACGUCCAUUCCUUUGGUCACGGACGAGCCCGUCGCCCUUAAUAUGUCCGACUAUAAGCAAAUUUGCGGAAGGAGAUUGUUACCUGACGGCAGGAUCGUGGGUGGAACUCGGUCCACCUUCGCCAAGUGGCCUUGGCAGAUCUCACUGCGCCAGUGGAGAACCUCGACUUACCUCCACAAGUGCGGAGCUGCCCUUCUCAACGAGAACUGGGCCAUCACUGCGGCACAUUGUGUAGAAAAUGUGCCCCCGUCAGAUUUGCUGUUGCGACUGGGAGAGCACGAUUUGAGCACCGAGUCGGAGCCGCACCCUCACUUAGAGCGCAGGGUGCAAAUCGUGGCCAGUCACCCCCAAUUUGACUCGCGUACCUUCGAGUACGACUUGGCCCUGCUGCGGUUUUACGAGCCUGUGAAUUUCCAGCCAAACGUGGUUCCUAUUUGCAUUCCUGAGGAUGACAAAAACUAUGUUGGGGAAACUGCAUAUGUGACUGGAUGGGGAAGACUUUACGAAGACGGUCCUUUGCCCAGCGUGAUGCAGGAAGUGUCCGUUCCCGUCCUUGAAAAUGCAGUUUGCGAAACCAUGUACAGAUCGGCAGGUUACAUCGAGCACAUCCCAGGCAUUUUCAUUUGUGCCGGUUGGAAGAAGGGGGGAUUCGACUCGUGCGAGGGAGACUCAGGUGGUCCUAUGGUCAUCCAGCGAGAUGACAAGCGCUGGACACUGGCCGGCGUGAUUUCGUGGGGCAUUGGAUGCGCAGAACCCAACCAACCUGGAGUCUACACAAGAAUAUCAGCCUUCAGAGAUUGGAUCAACCAGAUUCUGCAGUUCUAGAGGGCACCGGUGCCAAGAGAGGAUAAAAACAAAGUGUUGUUCUAGUCUUGGCAAUUUCCAUUAACGGACAGUGUGCUCUUGCAGUCGAAUCUGAUAUUUUUGUUUCGAAGCAAGGUCAAGAGUGGAAAUUCCAAGUUAAAGGGUAUAGAACAAGUAUUUUGUAAACGCAAUAGGUUGUGGGAGGAAAUGACAUGAGGAGAUUUACAACGAUUAUCAAUUUCUUUUGAACAUCAUAAGAAAAUGCACAAAAAGAGCCAUAAACGUUGACCAAGAAGGACUGCAGCAGUUUUGUCUGCCGGGAAAGGGAUUAAACUGUGUCUUUCAAUUAAAAGAAAGAAGUGUUACUUACUCGGUCACCCAUUUGUCUCAUGACAGAAAUGAGUGGCCGGAAAGAAAAUAUUUAUUAUGUUAAAGUGCGCGUAAGAGAGAAGUGAAAUUGAAUUGCUUGUACGUUGGAGUACUUUUAUUUGCAGAUGAUGUUGCUUAUUUAUUGUUUGGAUGCUGAGAGAGAUUUUUAGAUAAGUAGUUUGUUGAAGUUACAAAGAUGUUUGUCUAGAUUUAAGAGAAUGAUUGUGAUUCUGUAAUUUUAAUGAAUUAGAAGGAAACAAUAAAACUUCAAUUUUUAUAAUAAUUAA
Neocloeon triangulifer is the source of this 3200-nucleotide messenger RNA. Its product is annotated as serine proteinase stubble-like. The record is from RefSeq and is a predicted model, not a curated record. Lineage: Eukaryota; Metazoa; Arthropoda; Insecta; Ephemeroptera; Baetidae. Gene Ontology annotation, molecular function: serine-type endopeptidase activity. The coding region runs from base 286 to 2565 and encodes 759 amino acids. The transcript has 9 exons. Gene Ontology annotation, biological process: proteolysis.